Messenger RNA from Astyanax mexicanus (Mexican tetra), 11772 nucleotides. RefSeq names its product zinc finger Y-chromosomal protein 1. The coding region runs from base 158 to 2512 and encodes 784 amino acids. Gene Ontology annotation, molecular function: chromatin insulator sequence binding; metal ion binding. Gene Ontology annotation, cellular component: nucleus; chromosome. Lineage: Eukaryota; Metazoa; Chordata; Actinopteri; Characiformes; Acestrorhamphidae. The transcript has 8 exons. Gene Ontology annotation, biological process: regulation of transcription by RNA polymerase II. The record is from RefSeq and is a predicted model, not a curated record.
GCUCGCCCCGCCCCCUCCUCCUCCCCGCGCGCGCUAACGCUAACACGGCGCAGAGCCCGAGCGGCCUGCGGCUCGAGACAGAGGAGGCCGCGCGCGCGACCACGGCGACCACCAACACGAGCACGCGGGUUACGGAGGCCAAUGAAGAGUCAGGACGAUGGAUGAAGAUGUGGCUAGACUCACCCUCCGUUCCCAAGAGCCCAAGAUCAUCCUCCACGGGUCAGAUGACGGGGGGCUGUGUGGGGAGGAGUACGUGGUGGAGCUGCAGGAGACGGUGCUGGUGUCAGAGGGGGACGGGGAUGGAGACGGGGACGGAGACGCCGUGAGGGGAUUCUCCUCGGAUGAACUGGUGAUUCAGGAUGCCGUGGAGGACGUGGUCGCCGAGGACGAUGAGGGCGUGGCCGUGGAGACCUGUGUGAUGUCACUGGAGGGGGAGGAUGAGGAUGAAGAGGGCGUGGCCAUGGCGGAGAUGACGGAGGACGUGCUGGUGGAGGACAGGGAGCACGACUCCGACACCUGCGGAGAUUACCUGAUGAUUUCCUUGGACGAGGCGGGUAAGAUGGUGUCGGCGGACGGGGAGGAGGUGACGGUGGAGGGGGCGAUUGGAGAUCAGGAGGUGGAGAAAGACGAGGACGGACAGGAAGUCAUCAAAGUUUACAUCUUCAAAGCCGAUUCCGGAGAGGACGACCUCGGUGAGCCGGUGGAUAUAGGUGAGGGUGAUUCUGAAACUCUGGCGUUGACGGACUCGGUUGGACGUCCCCUGAGAGAGAAGAUGGUCUACAUGUCCGUGGGAGACAGUCAUCACACCCAGAGCGACGGAAGUUCUAAGCUCUCGGAUGAGGUGUAUAUGGAAGUGGUGGUCGGUGGAGAGGAACCGGUUCCUCAUGACCGGCCGUACGACAACAACUCGCUCAGCAAGGACUUCAUGCCUGUUGCCUGGGCUGCAGCUUACGGAGCUGAUGACCACGAGGGCUGUGAGAACAGGAACGGUGCAGCGAGUGCUUUACUGCACAUCGACGAGUCCGACGCUCUGGACAAAUUGAACCGACAACACGGAAAGAACCGGAGACGAGCCGAACCCCGACAGGUGCAGACAGCAAUUAUUAUCGGGCCGUACGGUCAGCCGCUGACCGUGUACCCCUGCAUGCUCUGCGGCAAGAAGUUCAAAUCGCGAGGUUUCCUGAAGCGCCACACGCGGAACCACCACCAGGACGUCCUGAGCCGCAAGAAGUACCAGUGCACCGACUGCGACUUCACCACCAACAAGAAGGCCAGCCUCCACAACCACAUGGAGGUCCACGCCCUCAGCACCAAGGCGCCGUUCGAGUGCGAGACGUGCGGCAAAGACUUCCACCAGCAGGCGGCGCUGUUCUCCCACCGGCUGCAGCACCAUCACCGCGAGCAGAAAGCGCCGGCGGUCGUCGCCUCUCCGCCGCCGGCUGCGGCCGCCACGAAAAUGCACAAGUGCAAGUUCUGCGAGUACGAAACGGCCGAGCAGGGACUGCUGAACCGCCACCUGCUGGCCGUCCACAGCAAGAGCUUUCCGCACAUCUGCGUGGAGUGCGGGAAGGGCUUCCGUCAUCCGUCGGAACUGAAGAAGCACAUGCGGACGCACACCGGCGAGAAGCCGUACUCCUGCAUGUACUGCGACUACAAGUCGGCGGACUCGUCCAACCUGAAGACGCACGUGAAGACAAAGCACAGCCGCGAGCUGCCGUUCCGCUGCGAGCGCUGCGGCCAGACCUUCAGCGAGGAGGAGGAGCUGACGCAGCACUCGGCCACUCACGAGGAAGGCCGCGGCAACCACCAGUGCGUCCACUGCGACCACCGAAGCUCCAACUCCAGCGACCUGAAGCGGCACGUCAUCUCGGUGCACACUAAAGACUAUCCGCACAAGUGCGCCGUGUGCGGGAAGGGCUUCCAUCGUCCGUCGGAGCUGAAGAAGCAUUCGGCGUCGCACAAGGCGAAAAAGAUGCACCAGUGCCGCCACUGCAGCUUCAAGAUCGCCGAUCCGUUCGUACUCAGUCGCCACAUUCUGUCCGUUCACACUAAGGAACAGCAGCAGCAAGAGGAGCAGGAACAGGAACAGGAGCAAGAAUCGCCGCCGCAGUCACCGGAACAGGAACCCCCACCUCCACCGUCUCAACCGCAACCACAACCCCAGCAGCAGCAGCAACAGCCUUCAGUACAAACCCCUCCACCAUCGGCGCCGCCGCAGGAGAAAAGCAGCACCCCCAAGAGGACUAUAGGUGCGGCGCAGCUGGCGCUGGGCGGGGCAGCCAUGAUUAAGAAGGUGGUGGGCGGGAAGGGUCCGCGGGAACGGCGGGUUUAUCAGUGUCAAUACUGUGACUACAGCACUGGAGAUGCUUCCGGCUUCAAAAGACACGUCAUCUCCAUCCACACCAAGGACUACCCCCACCGCUGCCAGUUCUGCUCCAAGGGCUUCCGGAGGCCCUCCGAGAAGAACCAGCACAUCAUGCGUCACCACAAAGACAUGGCGCCGGCCGAGUGAAGCCGGACUUAACCCUUAUCCUAAACCCAAAACCCUAAACCUAAACUUAAUCCCCUUACCUUACGCCUACUUUACCUGCACAUAUCGAUUAUCCUCUCUCUCGUCCCCUCGCGUCCUCACCUUCUCGCAACCUCGGCCGUGCCUCCAGAAUCCUCACCACUCGCUUCCAUUUCCACGCUACGUCGCCAAUGACUCACUAGUGACAUCACUCACAACUCGUGGCAAACCUUGUUCACUUGUGCAAUGGGUUGUAUGGUAACUUUAUCGGACGAGGGUUUGGCGCAAAAUUUUAAUUUGCGUCCCCGAAAUUAGCAGAGUAUUCUGUCCAAUAGAAUUUAGUAGAUUUACGCUAAAUAUGUCCAAAAGAUGUUUGAGGACACUCUUUCUAAUGAAUCUUACCUAACACUAGGGUUGCAACGAUUGGUCGAUAUAAUUGACCGUAUCACUGUCGAUUAUAAAAAUUAGCCGAUUCCAAAAAUGUUAAUUGGCGACUAUUCGUCAAUUAGUAGCACUACUUAAAAAAAGUACUGGGAACAGAAACACAAUGGAAGGUUUGCGUCUCCAAAAGUGACCAAUCACAACAGAUUUACGCAUUUACAUACGUAAAUAUAUAUCAGCACUUUCCACUUUCCAUUUAAAGAACAAUGUUCUGAACAUCUGAAAAAUGCUAAAAACCAACGUUCAGAUGUUUCAAUCAAUUGGAAGCAAAGAGCUAGAAAUCGCCAACUAAUCGACUAAUCGCAAAAAAUAAUCGUUCGAUUAGUCGACUACUAGCAGCCCACCCACUGCUGACAACAGACGUGCAAAUGCACACACACAGUGUGUCUAAUCCCUCUAAGAACGUAUCGUCAAAAUACUUUUUUUGUAUUGGAUGUCGUGGGGAUGUCCAGAAAGUCUAGAAUCUAGUAGCAGGUCUUUUCUGGACAGUAGAGAAACAGUUACUCCAACAAAAAGCAGGAUAAACUCUAUUUUUGAAUUCCCUUAAUUUCAGAAGAAACAGUGUCCUAACACUUUUGUACACUUAGCGUAUCUUUACAACAUAUCAUGGUUUUUUUAACAAUACCAAUAAAUCAAACUGUAAUAUAUCACGUUUUUUACUUUGGAGCUAGGAUGCUAAUGCAGCUAGCUAGCAGAAUUAGCAUCAUGCAUGUCUAAAUCACCGCUAGACCUGAUUAGCAUGUGGUUCUUCACUCUGUAUUGUCUGGAACCCUCACUAGAUAACACCUGCCACCCUAAAACCCAUACGAUGUGCAUCAGCUUGGUAUUAACUGCCAUUCUUUUUGUUAGCUGCAUUAGCGUCGUAGCUCCAGUGCUAAUUAGUGAAAUAUUUACAGUACCAGUAUACAGUAGUAGUUUGGACACAUCUUAAAUUCAGUGUUUUUAUUUCAUUAUUUUAAAAUGUUCUGUAUUGUAGAUUAAAACUAAACUCAUCCAAACUAUGAAGAAAAAUAUAUUUAGUAAACCAGAAAAUGUUUUAUAUUUUAAGGCGUGUCCAAACUUAAACUAACGAAUCACUAAAGUGGAUCAGCUACAUUUUGGGGACGGUAAAUUUAGAUUUUUUGCCAAACGAUUCCUUUAUAAAACCCUCCUGUUAUGUUGUAAGGAAAGUCGACCCUUUUCACUUUUAAAUUUUUUAGAUUUAUUCAUUUUUGGAUCCUGAAAGGUCAGUUUAACAUUUAUUAAUUAGGUUUUCUGACUUUUAGAGGCUAAAUGCAAAAAUAGAAAGUUGGAUUUAAAAACUUAAAAAAAUUAGUUAUUUCACCUCUGCCUCUCACAAUCGGAAUUUUAGGAGAAUUGAAAAAAAAAAAAGAUCUUUUCUUCAUUUUUUUAUUUUUCUAUUUUUGCAUUUUGCAAGUUGGAUUAUACCAUCAGAUUUGUGUUACAAAAUACAAAAAUGGACAAAUCUGAAGAUUAAGAAAAUAUUCAACUUUUAACUUUUUUUAAAUUCUGUUUGCGAAAGGCUGAAAUGAAAAACUAAAAAAUGGAUUGAAAUCUUUACCAUACUGAAUGAAAAAAAAAGAAUAAAUGAUUACGUUUUUUACUAAAUUUUCUAUUUUUAAAUUUAGCCUGAUAUAGUCAAAAAAUUAAACUGCUAAAUGUUACCAUUUAAAAUGUAUCUAGGCUUAAUUAACUUUAAAUUAUUUAAAUAUAAAAUGACUAAUUUAUUGUGUUUAUAAUAUGUUUAUUAAUUAAUAUAUGUUUAUAUUAUAUGCACAUACUGUUCUGGUUCUAUUUAAUCCUGUUAUUAUAGAAUUAUACAAUUUAUUCCAAAACUGGGAACAUGUUUUUAUUGUAUUGUGAUUAUAAUACAUAAACUUAUAUUCGCAAAUAUUCGGCAAUCAAUGCAAAUAAUUUUUACCGAAAAAUUGCUAUUUUUCGCACUAUAAGGCGCAUCAGAUUUUAUGGCGCAUUUUAUGCGACACUAGUAAGGAACAGGGUUGUCGCCAUGUUUUCCUUUUAAAUUCAGCAGAAGCUAAGCUAAGUAAACAAAACUUUAAUAAAAAAUUAUAUUUUUAAAUAAUCUACACAGAAUUAUUUCCUAAAAACUAUUUAUUUGGGUGAAUAAAGCACUUCCAUUUAUUUACAGUAAGCUUAAAUUUACAGAUUUCUACUAAGGCUGGGUGCAGCAGCAUUAACAUAAGCAGCUAACCACUAUAACCACUAGCGCUAGCCUCACCUCUGAACGGCCAUAGAGCUAGCGCUUAGCGUGGUUAGCAGCUAAUCCUAAGGCUAAUGCUCCAGCAGUGGUAGUUAGGGUUAGAAGCUGCUCCAGUCUUGGUGCUGGAGAACUAAACUGAAACUCCUAUAAUAUAAGUUUUCUUGUUUUGGAAAAAAAAAUUAAGGAUUUUAAGUGCGCCUUAUAGUGCGAAAAAUACGUUAAUUAUUUUUAAAUUAAAAAUUAAACUACAAUUCUGCUAUGUAUUUUAUAAAAUUAUGAACAAUUUCAAAAUGAAUAAAAAAUCUACUGGAAAAAAAAACAUUUUUGAUAUUUGGUCAAAAAAUUAUCGUAAAAAAAAGUAAGGGUCAACUGGACCACGGAAACAAAAAUACUGAUUUUUCAUAAAAAGCAACGUAACAGGAGGGUUAUGGAGGUUAUGUUGUGCAUAACAGUGUGUGUGUGUGUGUGUGUGUGUGUGUGUGUGUGUGUGUGUGUGUUUGUAUAUAUGUUUAUGUGUGUUAUGUAAUGGGCCGACUGUUUUCUCGCAGGGUUUCAGUCUCCGUUACGAACUUUUCUGUUUUUUUAUCGUAUCGGAAAUCAGUGUGUGAACUCCGGAUGUCGGACGUUAAUUUAAGGUGCCAUGCUUUUUUAGAGCUACAGAUAAAGUAGGACAGUUCUCACGCAAAGUUCUCACGCAAAGUUCUUACGCAAAGUUCUCAUGCAAAGUUUUCACGCAAAGUUCUCACGCUUAGGUUAGAACUAAACCUGGAGUGCAGCGACUGCAGGAAGCACCACUACAUCAGACCAAAACAAAUGCUAAGCUACUACAGCUGUUAGCAUCGGGGCUAACCUGCUCCAAACAUCCCUGCCCAAGCUAACGAUCCCUAACGAUUAGCAUCACAGACAUUCCACUCGCUAACGUGUCUACUAGCAUUAAGGCUCCCAUGCCGCAGAGGUCAGCAUUAGGUUAGCAUUGUGGCUAACCGGCUUUGAACCUUCUGAUCUUGGUUUCUGAGUCUGUUAGCAUCCUGGCUUCAAUAUCAGCCACCAUAAACCCAUACAAUGCUAACAGGUUGGGUGUUUACUUAGCAUAUUAGCCCCCGUGCUAAUUAUUGAUCUAUGUACAUUCUUUGCUUCUAAGCAACGUUAAGCAAUGCUAAUAAUUGAAGUAUAUACUUCUCUAGCAUUUUAGCAACAUUAGCCUUGUAGCUCCUAUGCUAAAUAUAUACUUCUCUUACAUUUUAGCAACAUUAGUCUCAUAGUUCCAAUGCUAAUGCAUGACAUUUUUAUAGCUUCAAUAUAUUAGCUUCAGUGCUAAUUAGUGAAGUAUAUAAUUCCUUAACAUCUAAUCAACCUUUGUCUUUUAGCUUCAAUGCUAAUAUGAAAAAUGAUUUAGUUCUCUAAGGUUUUAGCAACAUUACCUUGUCACUCCAAUUCUAACUGGUGAAGUAUAUACUUCUCUAAUGUUUUAGCAACGUUAGCCUUGUAGCUCCAGUGCUAAUUAGUGAACUAUAUACUUCUCUAACAUCUUAUAAACGUUAGCCUUGAAGCUCCAGUCUGUUGGCAUUCUACAUCACUGUUCUGACACUGUUCUGAAGUCCACAUGUUAGCGUAGCAGCCGAUUGUGGCUACAGUUUUGCUAAGUUUGGCUGUUAGCAUCAUGGCUAAUCUGCUUCAAACCUGUGGGCACUGGCUGUUGUUGUUCCUGGUAGCAUAUCAGCUCCAUCCUUGAAUUCCUGAGUCUGGCUGUUAGCAUUGAGGCUAAUCAGCUCUAAAUUUAAACCUUUCUAAGUCUGGGUAUUAGCAUCUCGGCUAACCCUGACCAAUCAUGCCAAGCCUGGCUGUUAGCAUUGCGGCUAUCCUGCUAUGUUCAAGGUUUCCAACCUUUUGAUUAUCGAUCAGCCAGCAUAAAUAAAAUAAAAUAAUUUUAUGUUUUAAUGAUUUAUGUCGUAUUACGUUUGUUUUUACCCUGUUUAGCGCCGUGUGGAGGAAAGCUAGCCGGUUGCAGCGAACUGUCCUACUUUAUCAGUUUUAAACUCCUCAGCCUUAAACCUCACUCACGCCGCCUUGUUCAGAGGACUCUUAUUCUGUAUUUCCAGCAGCAGUGUUUCUCAAUCCUGACUCAAAACUGUAUUAAAAUCGUCGUUUAGCCAAAAUUGUUGCAACAAACAAGAGAAAACGACCAUAAGUUGUUAGCAUUCUGUUUAAUACGUGUUGUUAUUAGCCCUGGUUCAUCGUUAGCCAUGUUAGCAUGCUAAAUUUAGCAAAUUUACCCCUUUAAUGUGCACAUUUUAUUUGUAUCUGCUUUGAAAAUCGGCAGGAUUGAAAAUCACUGCCCUUAUAAACUGUUUUUCAGAGCUACUACUGCUAAUCAGAUACUUUUAGCACUUUUAUUUGUUUGUUUUGUUUGUUUCGUGCUAGCCGUUCCAGAAGUCGAGGCCUGUUUAGUGUUUAACUUCGAAGUUUUAAGAUCUUGUUUACCCAUGAUGCUUUGUGUUGAAUAUAUAUGUACGCUCUGUGUUUUAUUUUUUUUUACGGUUAGUGGCUAGCAGCUAGCAAUGUGGAUAAAAAGGCAGCAUCCGUUAUUGCUAAGCUAACGUUGCUAAUACUGUAUGGAAGCUACAGUGUUGUUAGCUUAGCCUUCUUUUAAACUUUUUGUCUCAGAAAUAUAAUAGUUUUUGUUAGGAUUUUUUCUUAUGUUUAUGAUUUCAAAUUAUAUGUCUUUUUUUUCUAAUCAUUUUACAUUUUUGAUUAGAUCUAUUGAUUAGGUUUGAUUAGAUUCAAUGUCUUAAGUUAUUGAUCCCAAGAGAUUUUUACGUCUCUCAGCAGUAAAAACACAACAAAACCAAGUGAUGUACAAAAGUAAUAAAAUUAUUAACACAGAGGUAUUAAACACUAUAAACGUUAAUACAGUGUAAUAUAAAUAUACACAGUCAAUGCAGGAAAAUUGGGAACAGAAAUACACAGUGAAAUUCUAACAGUAAAAAUAACUAAAUUCACUUUAAAAUUAUAACAGUAAAAAUAACUAAGAAUAGGAACAUUUUAACAGUAAAAAUAACAAAAAAAAAGUGAAAUUUUAACAGUAAAAAUAAAUAAAAACAUUAAAAUGUUAAGAAUAAAAAAACUACAAAUAGUGAAACUAUAACAGUAAAAGUAACUAAAAAUUGUAAAAUUAAAACAAUAAAAAUAACUAAAAACAAUGAAAGUAUAAUACUGUGGAAAACAUAAAUCUGCAAUAAAGGUAUAGUACAGUAACAUUUUAAUACAUGUUUAAAAAUAGAAUAAACUAGAAUAAAAUAGUCAAAUUUGAAGCAAAAUUCCACAAUAAAAGUAAAAUAACAGUAAAAUAAAAUAGACUAUAAUAUAACAUUAACAAAUAAUGUGAAGUAAAUUGGAUAUAAUUCGUUUUUGUUUUUUGUAUGAGUAUAAUAUGGUUAAAAAAUUACAUACACUGUAUUAAUGUGAAAACAUUAAAACAUGUAGUCAUGUUAAUAUUUAUUAUACUGUAAACUUUAAAUUACAAAGUAACAUUUAAUGCAGUUGAAUUUUAAGUACUUUGUUAAUUAAUAAUUAAUUAAUUAAUUAAUUAAAAACAAUAAAUACUUUUAUUAUAGUGUCUUGUUCCAGAAGUGCUGCAUGGGAUUUCUCAGCAAAGCAUCAUGGGUAAUUGAGUCUAGAGAAUCUUCCGGAGUAUUUCUGUUGUAGUUCAUUUUAUUUUAUUUCAUUUUAUUUCAUUUUCAUUUUAAUUUUAAUUGUAAUUUUUUUGUGCACUUGGGAGUGACGCACUGCAUCAGAGAUUAACUCUACUAUGGUGCCAAACACACUUGCGGUGUGUGUAGAGUGUGUGUAGAGUGUUUGUAGAGUUUGUGUAGAGUGUGUGUAGAGUUUGUGUGUGUGUAUGUGUGUUAUGACCUCAGUAUCAUAAACACUAGUUCAUCUUAUGCAACAGUAUCGACUCACAUUAUAUACUGAAACCAACCACCCAUCACAUAGUGUGUGUGUGUGUAAGUGUGUGUGUGUAAGUGUGUGUGUAAGUGUGUGUGUGUGUGAUGCCACGCUUGAUGCCCGCGUUCCGUUUUCCACUGAUGCCCCUGUUAAACGUGGUCCUGAUGCCAGCUGGCUGGUUGUUGUGUUUGAGUUAUAAAGGGAUAGCAUGGCUAAUACGCUAAUAUGCUAAAUUAUAAUAUUAAUAUUAUUUAUAAUAUUAAUUAUAAAUGGAAAAUUCUGUUUCUUGCUGGCCAUGACAGCAGGUAUCACUAAUGUUCCCUUUCUAGUGAGUGUUUAAGUACAUAUAUAUAUAAAUAUAUGUGAGUGUUUUAAGAGAUGGCACGGUUAAACAUGCUAAUUAUGCUAAAUAUGCUAAACAUGCUAACUUUAAAUGGAAAUUUCCAUUUGUUUUGCAAGGCAGGUUAGCACUAACGUUCCCUUUUAAGUGAGUUUAGUGAGUUAAGUAAGUGUGUAUAUAAGUGUAUGUUCUAAAGGAAUAGCACUAUUACCCCUAUUAUCGGCCACUUAUGCCUAUUGCGCAAUUUCCUUUCCACCAAUCACGUUAAGGAAACUCAAAACACGUCAGCUCGUGCCUUAAGGCCAAUUUAUACUUCUAUGUCGAAUUUAAACUUUAUCGUUGUCUUCAAACUGCCGAGCGUUGCAGAGUUGAGUUGAGGACGCACCAAUACAGAAAUAUAAGCUGCAUAGGGCGCUCGCACAGGCUGCGCAAUAAACAACAUAUUGAAUCGACGAAGAAUUAUGAACCAGCCUUUAAACUAACACUUAAAACUUUAUUUCUCAAGCAAUUACAUCAAAAACAAUACUUUAGCAUUGUUAACAAUAGUAUAAUUCUUUGCGUAAAAACUGUGUAGAGCAUGUACUGUAUUUCAGUAGCGUCACAACAAUUUUUUUGUGAUUUUUAACGUUGUGCACUUCUUACGAUGCCUCAUCAUAGUGCGCUCGCACAGACUACGCAAUAAACAAUGCAUUAACUCAACAUAAAAUUAUAAACCAGCCUUAAAACGAACACUUAAACUUUAUUCUUUAAAUACAAAUCGUCACAAAACAACAUUUUAGUAUAGUUAACAAUGCUGUAAUUCUUUGCGUAAAAACUGUGUAGAGCGUGCACUGCAUUUCUGUAGCGUCACAACAAUUUCUUGAUUUUUAACGUUGUGCACUUCUUAGAAUGCCUAAUCCUAAGUGCACAAGAGUGUCGCCAUGUUAUCCUGACAUAAUUAGAGUACGGAAGCCCUCACAGGACACGGUAAAGAGUAUUGGGUUGAGUAAAGUGCUUAAAACUUCCAGUAUUUCCAGUAUUUUGUUUGAAGUGGUCGAUAAUAGGGGUUAUUUUACGCUAACUUGUCAUAUUAGCUUGUUUUGCUAACGUUCCAUUUUAAGUAAAUGUGUGAGUGUGUUUUUAUGUUUUAAAGGGAUAGCAUAGCUAAAAAUGCUAAUUUUGCUAUGAAAAUGAAUGGAAAUUUGUAUUUGUUGUUAGCUUUGUUAGCAGGUUCAGUAACAACUUUCCCUUUCGAGUGAAUGAGAGAAUGUGUGUGUAAUAUAUAUGUGUGUGUGUAAAAUAUAUAUGUGUGUGUGUGUUAGUGGGGGAGAUUGUAGCACAUACAUGAACACACUCCAUAUGCGUAAUAGAAAAUCUAGAGGUGGGCGACAUGGCGGAAAAAUAUAUUGCGAUAUUUAACUUUAUUUAAACUUUUUUAAUACUGUAUAAAAAUUUUAAAAAUAUAGUUUGUUUUUAUCUGUUUUUUUUUUUAUUUAUUUCUCUAAUACUUAUGAUUUGAUUAUGGAUAAAAAGCAAUUGAAUCCAAUUGAACAGCAAUUUUUUUUUAUUAUAAUAUAUAAAUUACAUAUAUCAUCAAUUUCACAAAAGAAAAAUCACAAUUGUUGCAUCUACUACAGAGUUUAUUCCAAGUAAUUUUAAAGCAUUUCUAUUGGUAUAUUUAACAUAAAAUUCUCAUACAAAAAAUACAAAUACAUAUAACUCCAAGGCUAGACCCAUUUUUAACCAUAUUUAAAGGGAAAAAAGAUAAAAAUAAAGAGAAAAUAUAUCAGCAAUAUAUUAUACAUGUAUAUUAUUAUACAGAUAUCAGCAAUAUUUCUCCGUAUCGCCCACCUUAACCAGAUUUCUCCAGGUCUGAUGGCACUUUGAGGAGCACGACUCGAGGAGCUGUGGGUAUUUUAGGGGCGGUUCCCUUCAAACCGUCCAAUCACAGCGCUGUGGUAACCAGCCUCUGCGAUGUGAUUGGAUAAGAAGAGCACUGAGUUACCGAGACGCCGCCGGUGGAGACCAAGCCGUCCGUCUCCAUUCGAUCUACGUCAUUCCUGACCCCGCCCCCUGCACAGCCCCGCCCCUGCUUAGCCCCGCCCCUGGCCCCGCCCCCGGUGGUAAUUUUAUAGUAAGAUUAUUUAUUUGUCGGCGUUUGAACUCUGUUGUAUAGUUGCGUGGGACUGUAACUUAUUGUUUUGUACACAUUUCUGUAAAGAGAGAACCGAGAUGUAAAACUUCUGAGCAGAACUCUGUGUUGUCCUGGUGUAACUUUACAUUUCUUUAAAAAAAAAUGAGUUAAAAAGGAAAUAAAAGGCAAAGUAUUUUCCUGCA